Dibothriocephalus latus is the source of this 681-nucleotide messenger RNA. The record is from the annotation of a GenBank genome assembly. NCBI's taxonomy places the organism in Eukaryota, Metazoa, Platyhelminthes, Cestoda, Diphyllobothriidea, Diphyllobothriidae.
AUGUACAGAAGUGACGCCAUUCCUGACUUUCCUCGUUUUCCCAUCCAAGGUACGCCACUGCACGGUCUCCGGUGCAGUCAGAAUGACGAGCUCUAUGGACAUCUCUCGACGAGCGUCAUGAUACCUACCUCGACGCUAGGGAGCUGCCGAAAGGUCCAGUACAUGACAGCGGCUGACGGGGACGCCAACGGAUUACCACUCACCUACAUGGGCUCUCCGCAAGCCUUCCCAGCGCAUCAGCUUCUAGCCUACGAGGGCCGUCUCAAUCCGGAGGAUGCCACCUCCUUCUCAUCUUCCUCCGCUGCCGUCGAGUCCAAGACGCUGCCCGUCUUUCAGACUUAUGAUGGCCUGAUCUGCCGUAUUCCCUUCUCCGAAAACUCCUCCACCUCCAAUUCCGCAGCUGUCGGCGAACCCACUCAGUCUGGCUCAUCACAGACUCGGUCAUCGGCCAUCGGCAAGACUAAGACUCAAGAAACAGGAGACCCGCCGCCACGAGGGGGUGACAGCGUAAAGAAACGCUGUCGCUUCAACUCCAAGGACGUGGAGUGUUGUGAUUUCCUCCCACCAAUGGAGUCUUUCAGGCGGCCUAACGCAGGUAAAAUAGGCGACUUUUUUUUAUCCCUAUGUGACUGCCCAUCUGAGUAUCAGGCUUCUGGACAAUACCUUGCUGGAAUUUUAUGA